Messenger RNA from Megalopta genalis, 1262 nucleotides. RefSeq names its product ATP synthase, gamma subunit (gene ATPsyngamma). The record is from RefSeq and is a predicted model, not a curated record. Gene Ontology annotation, biological process: proton motive force-driven ATP synthesis. Gene Ontology annotation, molecular function: proton-transporting ATP synthase activity, rotational mechanism. Lineage: Eukaryota; Metazoa; Arthropoda; Insecta; Hymenoptera; Halictidae.
CUCACUUAUUUGUGAGGGACUUCGUGUCCUGCCCUGUACAUGUACCUGUAACCAUUUGUCUCGCACUUGAUACGGCUUCUUGAAUUUUCUCUUAUUGUUCUAAGUUGUGCGGGACACUAACCAACAUCAAAAUGUUCUCCAAUCAUAUGGCAACCGUUGUGCGACUUGCUGCACAACAGCAGCAACAACAACGUAAUAUGGCUACUCUCAAAGCUAUUUCUAUAAGACUAAAAUCUGUAAAAAACAUUCAAAAAAUUACACAAUCAAUGAAAAUGGUGUCUGCUGCUAAAUACAGUAGAGCAGAACGUGAUUUGAAACAAGCUCGUCCACUUGGUGUUGGUACAAAAGCCUUUUAUGAGCAAGCAGGAAUCGAGGCACCUGCAGAUGAGCCUAAGAAACUUGUUAUAGCAGUAACAAGCGAUCGUGGUUUGUGCGGUGCUGUGCACACUGGAGUUUCUCGUAAUAUUCGGGAUGCUUUAUUAGCAGACCCUAAAGAACGUGAAAAUACGAAAAUUGUAUGCAUUGGCGAUAAAUCGAGGGCAAUUUUAUCGCGUGUGUUUGCUAGUAAUAUACUUUUUGUCGCAUCUGAGGUUGGGCGCAAACCACCCACAUUUAAUGAUGCUGCUAAAGUAGCAACUGAAGUUAUGAAUAGCGAGUACACCUUUGGUUCUGGGCGCAUUGUCUACAAUCGAUUUAAGUCAGUAGUGUCAUAUUCUGUUGACCAGUUACCUCUUUUUGAUAAAAAUUCGGUGAUCACAGCACCCAAGUUGUCUGUGUAUGAUUCCCUCGAUGAAGAGGUAAUUCAAAGCUAUUUAGAAUUUUCUUUGGCAUCUUUGUUGUUCUAUGCCAUGAAAGAAGGUGCCUGCAGUGAACAGUCUAGCCGUAUGACAGCUAUGGACAAUGCUAGCAAAAAUGCAGGCGAAAUGAUAGAUAAAUUAACUUUAACAUUCAAUCGCACUCGACAAGCUGUAAUUACAAGGGAAUUAAUUGAAAUUAUUUCUGGUGCUGCUGCAUUGGAUUAAAUAUUGUAAAAACUUUUUAAUAAAAUUAAUGCACAAUAGUUGUGGCAUGUAGAUCAAAUGAAUACUAUUAUGUUGAGAUUGGAUGUGCUAUUGUACAGGAAGACAACUUCAACUGUAUAGGUGCACUAAUAUUUAUAAAUCCGUAUAAAAAAUAAGUCAUUCAAGCACCACAGAAACACUGUAUUUCUUAAUGUUCUGGAGAAAACUGCCAAGCGAAAUAAAUAAUUCCGUCAAGUUUCA